GCCUGUUACUUUGAAUCCACACGCUCCGACUCUCCGUCAUAUUCUUUCUUCUAUCCUCCCGUCCACUGGCAUUCCCUCUCCCUUCCCUUCCCGCCUUGUCUUCGCUAAUAUAUUGUUUACCAAACACUGCGCCGUCCCUUUCUAGGCCUUUCAAUAACCAUGCAACAGCCGAUAUCUGAUUAACAACAAGUGGAAGGCAUCGAACUAUUGCUUUCCCCCCCUCCAAGUAAACGAACGGCUCUUACCGUAGGCCCCGUGGCGAGUCGACAAGUCCAUCUAUCAUGGCUGUCACCGACCCAUCCCAACCCGACAGCUCGACGCCCUCGGACCCUAUCGAUCUCACAUCUACCCCGGUAUCCCUCGCUCGCGCCGUCCAUGCCCGUCGGUCCGAGUACGUGCGGCCCCACCGAGUUCGCGUCAAGGUUGGCUCCUGGAACGUUGCUGCUUGCCCAGGAACGGACAAGGACCUCGCCAGCUGGUUUGUCGACGGGAAGGGCGUGGAUAAAAGCUUGGCCACCCUCGAUAUCUCCCAUACACGGGCUGUCGAGGAUGAGUCCUAUGGCUCAAAAAGAGCCGGGUCGUCCGAAGAUGACGGCAGCGAGGUUCGACUCGUAGGAGGGGACCAGAUCGGCCUCUACGUUCUGGGCUUGCAAGAGAUUAUCGACCUCAACAGAGCCAGGGAGGCCGUCAACCGCAUGUACUACGACCCCGGGCCGAUGAACAAGUGGAAGGAAGCUUUGGAACGGGCUAUGCCACCCGGUUACAGGCUCAUCACGGCCGAGCAGAUGUCGGGCUUGCUUCUCCUCAUAUACGCCUCCACCGAAGUGGCAGCAACCGUCAGCAACGUGAGCACCGUACAAGUCGGGACGGGGUUGCUUGGAUACCUCGGAAAUAAAGGGGCGGUAACGACGCGCAUUCUCCUCGGCGAGACCACGCGCAUGGUCUUCACCAACUCCCACCUCGCUAGCGGCGCGGAACAGGUUUACCUUGAGAGGAGACUGUGGGAUUAUGGCCAGGUUCUAGCGCGGACGCAAUUCGAACCCAUCCGGCUUCCCGGCAUGUCGGAAGCAGAAUGCCCGUCGGAGAAGAUCGGCGACGAGGAUUUCGCGUUUUGGUUGGGCGAUCUCAACUUUCGUCUCGACGGACUGCCUGGUGAUGACAUCCGGCGGCUCCUCAUGCUUCAUUCCCGGGGAGAAUACGACCUGACCAAGAAACAACCGUACUUGGAAGGCGAGGAGGGCUUUGUUGUCCAGAGCGCAGAUAGUGACGAUGACGACGAGUCGACGGUGGAAUCAUCCACAUCCCGGAGUACGGUCGUCGACGAGUCCGAUAGCUCUUUGCCCGAUCCAGACGAUUUCUUGCCCGAUCCGCGUGAUGAUCCCGGAUCGCUGCAGGCCACGCUGGACUCGUUGUUGCCUCAUGACCAGCUACGCCGUGUCAUCAAGCAGAGGAAGGCCUUUCACGACGGCUGGCGGGAAGGUCCCGUCACAUUCCUCCCAUCCUACAAGUAUGACAUUGGUACCGUCAGCCUUUUCGACUCGAGCGAGAAACAACGUGCCCCCAGCUGGUGCGACCGCAUUCUCUACCGGACAAGGAGAGACCGGGAGGAGUACGAACGGAAAAUCAAAGAAGAAGAAGCCGCCAAGGAGAAGGAUGCUGAGAUGAAGGCCCGCGGCAUGGAGGACGCGGCUGACGACGACGAUGUGUUGUUCAGCUGCGAUCCAGAGGAAGACGCUGAGACGGAGGAGCAACGACCCAAGAAGACAUCCAGUUUCGACGAAUACGAUGACUACAACGAAGAUGAGGACGCCGAUAAUAGGGUACGAGAAGGAGAAAGAGGAGGAGAAGAAGGAGAAGAACAAGUCACCAAGGAAGGGUUCACCGAUCAAAUACAGCUCGACAUAUACACCUCCCAUCAGCGGAUAACAUCAUCGGACCAUAAACCUAUAGUUUCUAUUUUCACAGUCGACUACAAUGCGGUGGUACCCGAGCUCAAGGCAGCGAUCCAUGCCGAAGUGGCCAAGGAACUCGACCGCGCUGAAAACGAAGGCCGGCCCCUCGUCACGGUGGUAGUGGAUUCCCAGGAUGGAACCGGCAAGGAGCCGCCAGGUCGACUGGCCGACCAAGGCGAACCGAUCGACUUUGGCGAGAUCAGCUUCAUGGGAAAGCACACGACAUACCUGACGAUAGCCAACACCGGCCAAGUACCGGCCAAGUUUGCAUUUGUUGAGACGCCGUCUAUUGUGGAUCACGACAGCUCAAGUGCACCACAGUGGCUCAACGCAUCUUUCAGGCGACGGGAAUCCGAUGCGGAUGAGACGCAGGAGGAUGCGGUGGACCUCGGAGACGAGGUCAAGUUGGAACCCGGCGAGACGCUGAGCGCGGUUCUCGAGGUGAUGGUGGACGAUCUAUGGCACGUUCGAGCGCUGAAUGACGGCCGGGCGAAGCUCGAGGACAUCCUCGUGCUCCGGGUCCGAGACGGUCGUGACCAUUUCAUUCCCGUGCAGGCGACGUGGCUGCCUACGUGUUUCGGACGAUCCAUUGAAGAACUGAUCCGGGUCCCGAGCGGCGGCAUCCGCGCGUUCGCAAAGGAACGGGAACGGGCGGGUGGUCCAGGCGGUGGUGGUGCCAUCUCCUACGACCUCGAGGUGCACAGCGCCGCCCCGAGGGAACUGUUCAAACUCACGGAGAUGCUCGAAGCGCUGACGACGCGCGCCCUGGCCGACGCGAGUAUGCUCGACCAGGAGGUCGUGCCGGCCGAUAAGCCGGGGUGGCCCCUGGACGAGUCCGCCUGGGUGUUCCGAGACGAAGAAGAGCGCCGCGCGCAGAAACUGUCCCUCAUCGAGGCGCUCGACACCGACAAACCGCUCGCCGACGCGCUUCCCCUCGACACGCCGUCGCCGCACCGCCUCGAAGUCGUGUCCGAGGUCCUCCUCCUUUUCCUCCGCGGCCUGACCGACGGCAUCAUCACGGCGCCGUUGUGGGCCAAGAUCGAGGUCGCCCUGCCCCAGUUGUCAUCCGCGCCUGCGCCUGCGUCGUCGUCAUCGUCGUCGUCGUCGUCGUACCCUCUCCGAAGGACCCAGGAAGCCGAAGCCGGAGCGGAGGACGAUAAGGAGGCGAUCCUCGACAUUCUCUCCUCCGCGCCGAACCAUAACAUCGCCUUUGUCUUCCUCGCGGCCGCCCUGUUCAAGGUGGUUGAGGAGUUGGCGCCGCUGUCGAGGGCGGAUGUUGGGGCGUUGACGUCGCCGGUGUCGCCGGUGAAGAGGAUCAGUGCGCUUGGGCGGCAUAGUCUUGGCUUUCGGCGCAAUGGGGGCGGCAGUGGCGGCGGCGGCAACAACGGCAGCAACAGCGGCGGCGGUAACAGUUUGGCCGUCGCCGAGGCGGCGCUGGGGAGACGGAGGGCGAGGGAGAGACGGUUUGCGGAGAUUGUGGGGAGGGUGGUGUGUCGGGUCGGGUUGCCGGCUAAGGAGAAGGAGCGGAGGGCUGUGGAGGAGAAGAUGAGGUGUGUCGUGGAGAUGUUUUUGAGGAAGCCCCUAGAUUCUUCGUGAGAAAGUGCCCUUGGGAGAGCUUUUCUUGUUCUGUGUUCACUCUCAUCAGCCCAAGUUGGAUGCUUGUAGGCUGUGAUCAAUAGACGGGGAUUCUCAACGGUUACGUUUCAGCAAGUACCUGUAUCAUACACCAUGAUCGUUUCAACCAGUUUUAUGUCUUUCGAGACGAGUUUUCCUCGGUCAGGUGUCGCUGUGUGAGGUCGGGGCAGGGGGGUUUGGGUGACAGACAGUGAGUGAGCCAGGACGAGAGCGGUGUAGGGGGUUUUCGCUCCUCGCUAUUUCGUUAGUGGUGCCCAUUACCACCAAAGCGUGAAGGAAGUGGGAUGAGAUACAUGUAUCCCGUAGUUAAGGCAGUCAUUUUGGUUAGGG
Molecule: messenger RNA, 3917 nt
Organism: Sodiomyces alkalinus F11
Lineage: Eukaryota; Fungi; Ascomycota; Sordariomycetes; Glomerellales; Plectosphaerellaceae
Product: DNase I-like protein
Exons: 1
Coding region: 282-3548 (1088 amino acids)
Biological process (GO): phosphatidylinositol dephosphorylation
Molecular function (GO): phosphatidylinositol-4,5-bisphosphate 5-phosphatase activity
Source: RefSeq, a predicted model, not a curated record